AUGGACGCUGCUCCGGAGCCCGGAUCUGCAGUGCCCGUCCUCCUGGUGACUCCGCAGCCCGAGGUGUUGGAGGAGGUGCUGCACCAGCUUUUUGGGCCGCUGCCCCAGAUGGCUGCCAUCUGCCGGCUCAAGCGGCUGCCCUCUGGCGGCUACUCAUCCACCGAGGACCUCGGCUUGGUGCUGGAGCGCCGGCGCGUGGCCAACGCCAAGGAGCGCGAGCGGAUAAAAAACCUCAACCAUGGUUUUGCCAAGCUGAAGGCCCUGGUGCCAUUUCUUCCCCAAAACAGAAAGCCUAGCAAAGUCGAUAUCCUUAAGGGUGCAACUGAAUAUAUACGAGUUCUCAGUGAUGUUUUGGAAGGAGCCAAAGACUCAAAGAAACAGGGCCCAGAUGUGCAGAUCCAUAGCAACAAUACUUCUGAUCCACAUAUGUCCGUGGCUAGAGAGCUAUCGAGAAACAUCCAGCAUGCCAGCAAUGCCAUUGCCUUGAAGAGUGAAGAGGAAGGGCCCUGGCAGUGGUGA
Molecule: messenger RNA, 519 nt
Organism: Perognathus longimembris pacificus (Pacific pocket mouse)
Lineage: Eukaryota; Metazoa; Chordata; Mammalia; Rodentia; Heteromyidae
Gene: Figla
Product: folliculogenesis specific bHLH transcription factor
Exons: 3
Coding region: 1-519 (172 amino acids)
Biological process (GO): developmental process; regulation of transcription by RNA polymerase II
Molecular function (GO): protein dimerization activity; RNA polymerase II transcription regulatory region sequence-specific DNA binding; DNA-binding transcription factor activity, RNA polymerase II-specific
Source: RefSeq, a predicted model, not a curated record